AUGGCAGAAAGAUUUGCAAGAGAGAAGAAGCAGAUGUUUCCAGCUCUUUCGAGAGAAACAACACAUGGCAAGGCAUCUUCCAUUAGAGUCAGGCCAACACAGAGAAAUACAUCUUCGGGGAUCAAACUCCCACCAUAUCCUAAUAAUCGGAUUCUGAUGCUUACCACAAAUCCCUCAGAAAACGUGGAUUUCAUUAGAGCACCCCCAGCAGAACAAUUUGUGAAUGUUCCUUCUGGAGUGAAAUUUCCAGUGUGUUCUAAAAAGCCUGUCCAGUUCUGGACCACCAAGCUCUCGGAAACGCUUUAUAAGCCAAGUCCAUCAUUUGACCUUGGGGAUCCAUAUUGUCGUUUGAUGAAGACAACCUACAAUAACCUGCAUGAUCCAUACUUAAAAGAAUAUUACCAGAGUAAAGUACCACGACAACGUAUACUUCAACAGGGAUUUAUCACCAGUGAUGAUAAGGUUGUUUGCUCUUUAAAAGAGUAUAACGAAUACAGGGAGUACCUCUCAAGCAUACAUAGAAAGAAAAUGAAAAACGUAAGUUGGAUUCAGAUUUAUAGCAAAAACAGUCAACAUAGUAGACAAAGUGUAAUUUUCAGUGGGAUGAUAUUUAGCUACUCAAAUUAA
Pelobates fuscus (common spadefoot toad) is the source of this 627-nucleotide messenger RNA. RefSeq lists its product as uncharacterized. NCBI's taxonomy places the organism in Eukaryota, Metazoa, Chordata, Amphibia, Anura, Pelobatidae. The record is from RefSeq and is a predicted model, not a curated record. The coding region runs from base 1 to 627 and encodes 208 amino acids. The transcript is spliced from 5 exons.